AUGCCCCGCACGCCGCCGCUUCGCGCCGACGUGGGUCGCAGCGACCACGGCGGCGACGUGCGGGUGGGCGGCCGGUGCGGGGGUGGGGAGCGGGAGCGACGGGCGGCGGGGCGGGCGGCGGGCCAGGGGGCCGUCGGCGGCGCGGCCACGGGCGGCACGGGCGGGGCGGGGGAGGCGGGGCGCGGGGGCGGGGCGGGGGAGGCGUCCAUGGCGGCGGCGGCCGGUGCGCGGGGGCGGGGGCGGGGCGACGGGCGGCGGUGGCGGGUGGGUGGGAUUGGGAAAUUUCCCUCCCGCCCGAAACGAAAUGGAUAUGCAGUUUAG
This is a messenger RNA of Lolium perenne, 321 nucleotides long. Lineage: Eukaryota; Viridiplantae; Streptophyta; Magnoliopsida; Poales; Poaceae. The record is from RefSeq and is a predicted model, not a curated record.